CCUUUCAAUAAAUCAAAUUUUCGAAGGUAAACAAAACUCGUAUUCGUUACUUUAGCCUUUUUGAAAAAAUUGUUUAGCUGGAACAAAGCAAAUAGAAGCUUUAAAUACAAAUGCAUUAACGGUGCACUCACACAAAAUUAUGUCAAUAGCAAAAUUAUUUGUAAAAGUUUUUGGUGAGGAUAUUUUCGAACAAAUUAAUGCUGCUCAAAAACAACAGCCAGAGGACGAGGAUGAUGAGGCUGGGUGCUCCACAAUGCAAGAUACGCCAAAAGCACCCAAACUGGAUGAAUUGAAGCUACCCGACCAAAUGGUCAUUGUGCGGAAUUGGCUAAACGAGCGUCUGAAUGUCAUUGAGUCAAAUAGUGCACAAGCGACGAAGACACAGCGAAUCGACAUGGGCUCUAGGCUUGGUCCAGAGCACACGAUAUGUGAUAUUGAUUUUACAUCGACAGUGCGGAUAUCAGCCGAUAGGCUCUCGCUGCGUUCACAAGGCAGUUUCAAUACUAUAAAGGCAAAUGUUUGCGUUUAUGGUGGGCGUUGGAUGUAUGAGGUACUUUUGCACAGUAAAGGCGUGAUGCAAAUCGGAUGGUGUUCCAAUAAAUGCACCUUUAAUGAGAACAGCGGCGUUGGUGAUACGAAAUGGAGUUAUGGUUAUGAUGGUAGCAAACAACAAAUAUGGCACAUUUCCACAUCAAAGUAUGGCGACAAAUGGCAAAUUGGUGAUAAUAUCGGUAUUACUAUCGAUGUUGACAAUGAAACAGUUGAAUAUUUCCGUAACGGAAUUUCAAUGGGUGUCGCUUUCCGCAAACUAGAACGUGGUCCAGGCAUUUCAUUCUUUCCCGCCGUUUCACUCGGCUAUAAUCAAGGUUUACAAGUGAACUUUGGCAAUAUGCCUUUUAGGUAUCCAGUUGAGGGUUUUAUGCCGAUACAGGCGAAACCUAUCGUACGCUUACAAAAAGCCGACUUGUUGCUUGGCUAUCUAGUCAAUUUAGCCGCUGUACUGGUACACAAUCCAGUGUGUAAGAAAAAGGAUUAUGUGGAGGGUAAGGUAUCCACGAAGAAAACAGUGUAUGUUGUGUUCGCUACGCUGCUGAUUGAGAAAUUAACACAAGUAUUGUUCGAUCCAUAUGUCAUCGAAGACAAAUUGUUACCACAUAUUGUCAAUUUGUGCAUGAUUGCUAACGAAACCGAUAAAGAGCCGCCUAAAUUACCGGGUACACCUGAAAGCACUUUGGGCGCGCUACUCUCUCUUCUGUGGAAUUAUUUGGAAAAUGAGGAGGUGAAGUUUGUAAUGCGUAAACUGGUAAAUGCCUUACUGUCAACAUAUACACACACACACACGGGCCUGGAUUAUGAGAAGCAAAAGCGUGCCAUCACCGUGCUCACUUGCAUGUGCACGAAUGUUCAAACACGAAAAACAUUUCUGGAAUAUAAGUUUUUUAAAAAACAUUGUUUGGCCUUGCUAAUGUACAUACGCCCUCCAGAAUAUAAAUUCAUGCAGCAGCUGGUGCCUGACUCGGAUGUCUGGACAGAUGGCAUUGGUGGCCCUAAGCUGAAGUACCUUUCGCAAGUUGAUAAAAUUACCAAAGCCACCGAAAGCCUUUAUAAUGUGCAGAAAAAUCUGUUAAUUCUACUACUCGCUAACACGGAUGGUGAUGAGCUAGCACCGUCGAGUCGCAAAAUAUUUAUAUCCAAGUUGCGUCGUUACGUGAUGGAUCUUAGUAUGGAGCAGCGACCUUUCCAUUCGUUCUUCCUUAUGCAAUCUAGCAUAAUGCAUCCGAUGGAGUCCACAGUCGCGCUAUCAUUUAUUUGUAUACUCAUAGAUGUCACCAAAACGUUGUUUGAGAGUGAAUUGCCUGCGGCACAGGUGGAAAUCAAACCGGACUACUUCUUUGAUGGUACAUUCGAAUACCAACAUUUUGAUCGUGUUGGUGGUGUAUUGUCUCAUCUGCGCAAGGUGCAUCGCAGCGAUAUCUCAACAUAUUUGGGUGUGGAACGUGCGCAAGAGUUGCUUGAGGAGGAUCGUGCAGUGUUGCGCGUUGGAGAGUUGGUUGAUCCCGGCAUGUUUCUUACAGCAACGAAUCUUAACAAUAUCGCCAUUGCAGGCGCUCAAGGUCCCGCUACAACAUUCACGCAUUUCUUGAAUCCGCGCUUAAAUCCAGUGCAAGAUGCAACACCGGGUAAUGGCGAUGCGGAGAGUUCGCUUUCAGAGUUAUUUGACAUUUGCGUGCUCUACUACUAUUCGGUUGGGCAUAAGUACAUUGUUAAGAUUUCAUCAGUGCGCGAUGAAAUUGCCGCUUUAAAUGAAGUUCUGCGAGAAACAAAAUUCUAUCGCGAGGAUGUCGAACGCAAGUUAAAGGUGUUGGAGGAUCAUGCGAACGUGUGCAUGAACGAAAGUCAUUGCAAUAUUGUUUCUGAUCUGAAGCAGAAAUUUAGUCAACGCGAAAAUGUAUUCGCAAAACGUUCAAUCGAUUUGGCGCGCAAACAAACCUGGUAUCGUGCAGUCGCGCUUGGGAAACAACGCCGUAUGAUGAUUGUGUGGUUGUUGGAGAAAACGCUGCGUACAUUGAAUGCAUGCUCACAACUUGGUCCAUUAUUCUCAUUUGUACCUGAAGUGUAUAUCAAUAUACUACCCAUUUUAUUGGACACCGCUAUGGAUUUCAGUCAUCACGAUCUAUAUGCGCAGUUUGAAAUAACUGACGCUGAGUGCGCUGUCAAUGCAUCAGCAGAGUUUCUGGGCUUACAUUCCGCUGACCCACGCAUAAUCUUAGCUUCGUGCAAGGAUUCUCUGCUACAGGCUCUGGGCACUCUGACCUGUCAUAAAGCUGGUGUUCGUGCUUUGGAGCGUUCACCAAAGAAAAGCCAAAAUGCGCUUGUCAGAUCACUCUUGCGUCCUUAUGAAAAUCGUGCCUGGGGUCAAAGUAAUUGGCUGCUUUUGCGUUUUUGGCUUGGUGAUGGUUUUGCCUAUCGCGAUUCGCGGCAGCCAAGCAUAUGGCAGGGUGGCAAUCAGCCUGUACAAAUUGGACUUUGUAGAAGUCGUGCCAAAAAUGAGACACACACCGGCCUAUUACAUCAUAUUGCGCCUGCCAAUUCAUCGCGGUAUUUCCAAAAAUUGAUUGGACAAAAGUUGUCCGAGGAUGAGCCAUUCGCAACGGCUUUUCUGAAUUCGGUUUUGAGUCAGUUGAAUUGGGCAUUUUCGGAAUUUAUAUUGCUGUUGCAAGAGAUUCAGAAUACCGCACACCGUCAAGAGAACGCCGUUUUCGAGCCAAAGCAGCUGAAAAUUUGUUCAAUGUGUUUUGAGUUGACCGUUUCAUUGAUGCGUUGCUUGGAAAUGAUCAUCACAGUGGCGCCAGAAAUAUUCCAAGAACCUUCACGUUCCAAUAGUGAUUUAAUAUUGAAUCGUGUGUGCCAACUUAUUAGUCAAGUUUUGUCGCGUGUCACAGUGCCACCGGGCUGCUUCCAAUUCAUAGUCGAUAUGUGCUCCUCCGACUUGAAUUCGGUAACACAUUUUCCGAUUAUUAGCGCAGCACUGGGUAUUUUGGUGGCAUUGCUGCGGUCUGAACUUGACACAGAUCGUAAUCCACAAAAGGUGACACGUAUCACACGCGCGCUUCUCACCGAUCCCAGCUUUCAAUUUGCCAAUUUGGAGUUUGCGUUGGGUGAGAUAAAAACGCCAAUAUUGCAACAAGCGGAAAUACCGCGUGGUAAUUUCGAUCCGCAAACACGCGCACAUAUCGAUCCGUUAACCAAUGAUGUGCGUGUGCCAGUUCCAUCGACGUCAUCGAAAAGAAUACGCGCUGAUCCGCCAAUCAUUAAAUUUGCACUAUCUGAUUAUCCCACGCACGUAACACCGCAGGAAAUCGAAGAGGUGCGCAAACUUAUCGAUAUGUUGCGCAUAAAGCAAUCGCUGCUCUCGGACAUAACGUUGCCUUCGGAAGAUUCGCUCUGUCCUAUUUGUUGCGCCAAGCCAAUCACUGUGAUUUUCACGCCUUGCAAACAUCAAUCGUGUAGCAAUUGCAUUAUGCAACACUUAAUGAAUUCGAAGGUGUGCUUCUAUUGCAAAACACUCAUCAAAACUAUCGAAACCAAUGAGGGCACAGUGAUUUACAAUAACAUCGAAUAUACGUCAACGCCCACAUUCUUUGAAAUUUAGUUAAGUUGCGCGCCCACUACUACAUCAAAUAACUGUAACCCACCUUGAUUCUAGUCAGCCCUUUGUGACGACAUAACUAAACUUAACUAUGUACUACAACAAAACUGCCUAAAAUGAUAUCCUUGAAAUUGUUUACCAAAGUUACAAAUUUUUACAAAACGAAAAAGAAUUGCAUUUGUUUUUAGCUUUAAUUGUUAUUGUGAUACGCUUUAUUGUUCGAAUCAACACAUCUAAACUAGCUGCACACACACAUAUUUGCGUGCAUAUGGAAAUAUAUGCAAUCGAAUAAGUUUGCAAUUAUUUUACUUCACUUAAAUAGAACAUUCCCAAGCAAUUUCUAUAAGCAAUUUUAAAGAAAUUUUGUAUUUUAUUGCCAUUGCAAUUCAAAUAGCCAAAUUCAAAAUUAGAAAAUAAUAAAAAACAAAAAAAAAAAAAAAUAAGUAUUUGCUAUAGUAUUUAUGCAUAAAUC
Anastrepha ludens (Mexican fruit fly) is the source of this 4622-nucleotide messenger RNA. RefSeq names its product E3 ubiquitin-protein ligase RNF123 (gene Kpc1). NCBI's taxonomy places the organism in Eukaryota, Metazoa, Arthropoda, Insecta, Diptera, Tephritidae. Bases 140 to 4153 code for a protein of 1337 amino acids. Gene Ontology annotation, cellular component: cytoplasm. Gene Ontology annotation, molecular function: ubiquitin-protein transferase activity; protein binding. The record is from RefSeq and is a predicted model, not a curated record. The transcript has 18 exons.